Messenger RNA from Electrophorus electricus (electric eel), 891 nucleotides. It is a transcript of the gene fgf3, whose product is annotated as fibroblast growth factor 3. Gene Ontology annotation, molecular function: growth factor activity. Lineage: Eukaryota; Metazoa; Chordata; Actinopteri; Gymnotiformes; Gymnotidae. The record is from RefSeq and is a predicted model, not a curated record.
GCCACAAUGGUUAUAAUUCAGCUCUUGUUGUUGCUGAGCUUCUUGGAUACCAGUGUGCAGGAAUCUCUGGCUGUGAGGGUGGCCAGGACCCCGCGGGCGCCUUGUGCCAGGGGCCAGGCGUGUGACCCAAGGCAGCGGAGAGAUGCUGGAGGACGCGGUGGGGUUUACGAACACCUCGGAGGAGCUCCACGACGCAGAAAACUUUACUGCGCCACAAAAUACCAUUUGCAAAUUCACCCAAAUGGAAAAAUAGACGGGUCUCUUGAAGAAGACAACCCAUUCAGUAUACUGGAGAUCACGGCUGUCGACGUUGGGGUGGUAGCGAUCAGGGGUCUGUUCUCUGGAAGAUACUUAGCCAUGAAUGAGAAAGGUCGCCUAUAUGCCUCGGAAGUCUUUAACAAAGAGUGUGAGUUUCUGGAGCGGAUCCAUGAGCUAGGCUACAACACGUAUGCAUCGAGACACCACUCCACCACACAGCCGCCCUCUGUGGGACCUAGCAGAGGCAGCAGUAGCAAGCGGCGAGCCCUUGCCAGGAAGCAGUGGUACGUGUCCAUCAACGGCAAGGGUCGGCCCAGGAGGGGCUUCAAGACGAGGAGCACCGACAAAGCUUCCCUCUUCUUGCCCCGCGUCUUGGGCAACAAGGACCACGAGAUGGUGCGUCUCCUGCAGAGCAAACAGCAUCAGGCGGGCUCCCGGCAGGCCCACGUGGGCCGAGCCGAGCGGAGAAGGAGAGGGCAUCGGGGGGGUAAGGGCCCCAGCAGAAGGGCGGACACCCACAGAGCGGAGCCUGUGCUACUGCCAGAGACUUCGUCUGUCAAACAUAACAAAAAAGUAAAACGAGGAAAAGCUGCCUUGGAAUCAGGCGAUUUUAAGGAGGACUUUUAUCAUUGA